UGCCGGACAACGAGAAUAGAGCAAAAAAAAUAAUUAUGUGCGUAUAAAAAUCGGACAGUCAGAAAUAAAACCCACAAAACAAAAUGAAAUAUUAUAAUUGCUUAACAAAAUCAAUUCUAUAUCGCAACAAUUCCAAACAGUUGCGUUUCCAAUCAACCUUGAACCAUGACUCGAUACCAUCAAAUACCAUAUCGUCCGAUAAUGCAAACCAUGCCAAAGCAUUUGAAGAGAAAUGGAACAAUGCAAAACCCUACGAGGAGAUACCCACUAUAAAGCUUUUAAAAUUCUUAAGAGGUUUCUUGCCUGGCGGAAAAUAUUCCAAAUUGGAUGGUGUUCAAAUGGUUAUGGAUGUCAAAGAUGAAUGUGGAAAUAUAUCUAAAAUUCCCGGUUUAUUUGGUCGCGACGAUGCCGUGAUGAGCCACAAUCCGGAUGAUUUUGAAAUUCUUUUUCGCAAUGAGGGUAUUUGGCCGGUACGCCCAGGUUCAGAUGGUUUGGCAUAUCAUCGUAGUGUUCAUCGGGCAGAUUUUUUUAAAGGCGUCGAGGGUAUUUUGGCCACCAAAGGCGAAAAAUGGGGUUCUUUUAGAUCGAUGGUCAAUCCAGUGUUGCUGCAACCCAAGAACGUUCGAUUGUAUCUCAAUAAAUUAUCCCAAGUCAACAAGGAAUUCGUAACAAGAAUCAAGGACAUUCGCGACCCCCAUACCCUGGAAGUGCCCAAGACAUUCGAAACCGAAAUAAAUCGUUGGGCCUUGGAAUCCAUUUCCAUAGUAGCCUUAAACAAGAAAUUCGGUUUACUAACAAAGAACCAUGAGGAUCCCGAAGUCGCCCAACUUUUUGCAUGGCUUACGGAUUUCUUUACCUAUUCAGUUGAUGUGGAAUUUAAGCCACCCAUAUGGAAAUUUGUAAAAACUCGUUCCUUCAAGCGUCUAAUGGCAGCUCUGGAUGGCAUAACAGAUUUGACCAGCAAAUAUGUUAAUGAGGCCAUUGAAGGCUUAGAAGAAGAACGUAGAAAUGGUGUACCAGAGAAACCAGAAAGUGAGCAAAGUGUAUUGGAGAAAUUGGCUAAAAAGGAUAAGAAGGUUGCCGCAGUUAUGGCCAUGGAUAUGUUGAUGGCCGGAGUGGAUACGACCACCUCAUCCAUUACCGCUUGGCUUUUGUGUUUGGCCCUCAAUCCCGAAAAACAAUCCAUCCUACGAGAAGAGGUUUUAAAAGUUUUACCUCACAAAGAUUCCGAGUUCGAUGAAGCAGCCUUUAAAAAUAUGCCUUACCUAAGGGCCUCUCUGAAAGAAGCCUUGCGUGUUUAUCCCCUAUUUAUUGGCACAGCACGCCUGAUAGCCAAUGAUGUAGUGCUAAGUGGUUAUCGCAUACCAAAAGGCACCCAGGUUUCCAUUGUCUACGAAUCCUUAUUCAGUGAUGAUGCCCAUUAUCGCAGGGCUAAGGAAUACCUACCAGAACGUUGGUUGCGUUCUACUGAGGCCGUUACCGAAGCUGGAGAAUGUCCUCAAGAUUUGAGAUCGAGCAAUCCCUUCAUUUAUUUCCCAUUUGGCUUUGGUGCUCGCAGUUGUGUGGGACGGCGUAUAGCCGAAUUGGAAAUGGAAGUGGCCGUAGCCCGUUUGAUACGCAAUUUCUAUAUUGAAUUCAAUCAUCCAACUGAUAAACCCUUUAAAAGUCUUUUCCUUAGAGUACCAAAUAUUCCUUUGACCUUUAAAUUCAUUGAUGUUGAAAAGUGAGAAGAAAUAAAUUAUUAAAUA
Molecule: messenger RNA, 1748 nt
Organism: Stomoxys calcitrans (stable fly)
Lineage: Eukaryota; Metazoa; Arthropoda; Insecta; Diptera; Muscidae
Product: cytochrome P450 CYP12A2
Exons: 5
Coding region: 84-1727 (547 amino acids)
Molecular function (GO): monooxygenase activity; heme binding; iron ion binding
Source: RefSeq, a predicted model, not a curated record